UUACCGGCGGAUUAAUAGAGGCGGGCGUCCGCCGGUGUUGUGCAACGCUGACACCGUUUGACCGGAUUAUUACCGGCGGGUUCAUCAUGAGAACUCAUAUUUUUCCUUUCCUCAAUAUUUUACUUCCUCUUUCCUUCUCUUUCAUCCUCUCAACUUUCCAUCUCUCCCUAGUAGCUUCUUCUUCUUCAAAUCUCAUCCAAGGCACCUGCAAAAAGUGUUCCGACACCGACCCAAAUCUCAGUUACAACUUUUGCACAGUCUCCUUCGAGUCUUCUCCCGACGGUCGCCGGUGCGCCGAUCUCCGAGACUUGGGUCUCGUCUCGAUAAGAUUGACCAAAAACAACGUGACUUCUACUAGGCAUUUCAUAAAACACCUUCUCCACAAUGACAAUAAUAAGAAGAAAUUGGACCCUUAUGUGAAGGCUUGCUUGAGAGACUGUAUGGAGCUGUUUAAUGAUGCGGUGUUGACAAUCAAAGUGGCUGUGAAGGAUUACAAGGCGAAGCGAUACGAUGACGCGAAUAUAGGUUUGAGUUCGGUGAUUGACGCUUCAUCGACGUGUGAGGAUGGGUUUAAGGAGACCGAUGAAACCAAAAAGCACGUUGUUUCGCCUUUGUCGAAGAGAAUGGCAGGCCAGGGCCUCCAGGCGGAGGCGGAGGGCUGGGCAGGAGUGACGCCGGAGUGA
Humulus lupulus (European hop) is the source of this 683-nucleotide messenger RNA. RefSeq names its product putative invertase inhibitor. Gene Ontology annotation, molecular function: enzyme inhibitor activity. The transcript has a single exon. Bases 87 to 683 code for a protein of 198 amino acids. NCBI's taxonomy places the organism in Eukaryota, Viridiplantae, Streptophyta, Magnoliopsida, Rosales, Cannabaceae. The record is from RefSeq and is a predicted model, not a curated record.